Molecule: messenger RNA, 1605 nt
Organism: Malania oleifera
Lineage: Eukaryota; Viridiplantae; Streptophyta; Magnoliopsida; Santalales; Ximeniaceae
Product: methionine--tRNA ligase, cytoplasmic
Exons: 12
Coding region: 225-1394 (389 amino acids)
Molecular function (GO): tRNA binding
Source: RefSeq, a predicted model, not a curated record
CCUAACCAUCACAAAAUGUCACAUAUUAACUUUUAGAUUUAUAGAAAGGAGAUGAGGGAGGCAUCUUAUACCUUUUGAUGGGCCAUUUGUUAUGGCCUACCAUGCUAACGGGUUCUCUAUCCGGAUAACCCGACUCCGGGAACGGGAAACCCUUAAACCAAUGUUCUCGGUGUUUCAGCUGAGAGAGGAGGAUUGAGGCAGUAGCAGAAGCAAGUGGAAGAGAAAUGGCGACGAACAGCAUCAUUCUGAACAGGAAGAGAAACAUUGUGUAUUCUCUCUGCAAACGCCUCUCCCUGGAUCCUGAAAUCUUCCUGGGCAACAUUGAGGAAAUUGAUCUUAAGAGCUUGUGCUGUAACAUUUUGAAGUCAUCGAGGAAUGUAGAUUCCCUCAAAAUCAAUGAUGAGGUGAUCAGGUGGAUAGAGUUUGCAGAGAAUUUUCCUGUUGACUCUCAAGCAUGCUUUGGCGUCCUCAACAAUUUAAAUGAAGACUUGGCACAAAAGUCUGUUCUUCAAGGCAAUGGGUUGAAGCCCUUGGAAGCUGAUGUUGUUGCCUUUUCAGUACUACACUCUUUUGUGAUUGGUUUUUCCAGUUCGGAGUGGCAGAAGUUGCCUCAUGUAAUGAGAUGGAUGGAUUAUAUCCAGAACACCAAGGAUAUUCCUGAAUUAUUUGCAAGGAUUUCGGUAGAAAAGCCUGGGUUUGAGCCUCCAGUAUCAAAAAUUGUGGCCAAGAUGGAAGCUGAUUCAAAUGCGACGAAGAUUGUGCAAGGGGCUAAAAAUGCCAAUAAUUUAGAAGCUGACCAGAAAUCAAAUAAGAGCACUACUGCAAAAAAGGCAGUUGGAGAUGGUGAAACUGCCGAGAAGAAGAAAUUACCUGAUAAGGAAGCAGUUGAGAAAGACAAGGAAGUUAGCAUCAGUUUGCUUAAUAUACAGGUUGGGCUAAUACGCAAAGCAUGGAAGCAUCCAUCUGCUGAUAGUUUAUUGGUUGAGGAGAUAGACAUCGGGGAUGCUAAAUUGCGGCAGGUGGUCAGUGGUCUAGCAAAGUAUUGUAAUCCAGUUGAGUUGAUGAAUCGCCGUGUUGUCCUAAUUACAAAUGUAAAACCUGGAAAGCUAAGAGAUGUGAUGUCGGAGGGACUGGUGCUAUGUGCUUCUAACGAGGACCGCAGUAUUGUAGAGCCUUUGCUUCCUCCAGAAGGGUCUAAACUUGGGGAACGUGUUUCAUUUUCUGGGAUUGAGGGAAAGCCAGAAGCUGUUCUAAACCCAAAGAAGAAACAGUUGGAGAAGGUCACACCGCAUCUCUUCACUGAUGGAAAGGGGAUGGCUACGUUCAAGGGAGUACCAUUUAUGACGUCUGCUGGGCCUUGCACAUCUUCUAUUUCGAAUGCAAGCAUCAAAUGAUGGCCAAUAAUACCACAAUGCAGUGUUCUUUAUAUGAUUACUCUGUUGGUUCAUGACCCAUUUUUGUUGUAUAUUAUAUGAUGAAAAUAGAAUGUUCUAAAAGAUGAAGAGAGGGGGGAGGGAGUGGGUGGGUGAUUGGUUUUGUUUUCUGAUGGAUGAAAAUGUUGCUCAAUGUUGAUAUUUAAUUUUGAUUCAUAUGCUUACAUUUUCA